GAAAAACUUUUCGCUGUGUGUUUGUACAGCGGAACGGAGACAGAGUGAAGAACGGAGACGGACUGAAGCAGCUUUUUCUCUCCAAAAGCGUCUGGAAGAAGAUGUGAAGAGAGUUGAUCAGAGUCAAACAUCUCGCCUGCAUUAAAGCAUGUCAGCACCCCAUCGUGGACUUUCCAGGGAACAGAGUGAAGUUUUGUGAAUUAAAUCAGACUCUUCACAAGGACAAAGAUGAGUUCAACUCGAGAAAUCCUCUUGGGAAUACUGGAGGAUUUGGGACGUGAAGACUUUGAAAGGUUCAAGUGGUAUUUGGGGCUUGAUGAGGUUCUUGAAGGGUUCAAACCAAUCCCAAGGAGUAAACUUGAGAGCUCGGGUAGAAUUGACAUGGUGGAUACGAUGGUCCAAGCCUACAGCAGCCAUGCUCUUGAAGUCACGAAGAUGGUUUUAGAGAGAAUGCGUAUGACCCACAUAUGGGAGGAACACGCCAGAAACAUCUUUGAACCUGAAGGGCAAAAAAGUCCUGAAGAGGAUCUGUUGUCAGCAGAAUCUAAGAGCUGUCAAAUAAACCUCAAGGCCAACCUGAAAACAAAGUUCGAGAAUGUGUUUGAGGGGAUCCCUAAACAAGGACAGUCCACUGAGCUGAACCAGAUCUACACAGAGCUCUACAUCACAGUGGGUGGGACUGCAGGGGUCAAUCAGGAACAUGAAGUCAUACAGAUUGAAAAUGCAUCAAGGGAACCAGACACAGAGGAAACAAUUACCACACUAGACAACAUCUUUAAAGACUCACCUGGAAGGUCUAAACCAAUCAGAAGAGUGCUGACAAAGGGAGUAGCUGGCAUUGGGAAAACAGUCCUGACACAGAAGUUCACUCUGGACUGGGCCGAAGACAAAGCCAACAAGGACGUCCACUUCAUAUUUCCAUUCCCCUGUAGAGAGCUGAAUGUGCUGAAGGAGGACAAGUUCAGCUUGGUGGGACUUGUUCAUCGCUUCUUCAAUGAAACUGAAGAAGCAGGAAUCUGCAGCUUUGAAGAAUUCCAGGUGGUCUUCAUCUUUGAUGGUCUGGAUGAGUGUCGAUUCCCUCUGGACUUCCACCAGACUAAAUUCCUGAAUAAAGUUACAGAGCCCACCUCAGUGGAUGUUCUGCUGAUAAACCUCAUCAGGGGGAAACUGCUUCCCUCUGCUCGCCUCUGGAUCACCACACGACCUGCAGCAGCCAAUCAGAUUCCUGUUGACUGUGUGGACAGGGUGACAGAGGUCCGAGGGUUUAACGACUUACAGAAGGAGAAGUACUUCAGGAGAAGGUUCAGAGACAAGGAGCAGGCCAGCAGGAUCAUCUCCCACAUCAAGAAAUCCCGAAGCCUCCACAUCAUGUGCCACAUCCCGGUCUUCUGCUGGAUCACUGCUACAGUUCUGGAGAAGGUGUUGAAGAGCAGAGAGGGAGGAGAGCUGCCCAAGACCCUGACUCAGAUGUACAUCCACCACCUGGUGGUCCAGGCCAAAGUCAAGAAGGUGAAGUAUGAUGGCGGAGCUGCCACAGAUCCACACUGGAGUCCAGAGAGCAGGGAGAUGAUAGAGUCUCUGGGAAAACUGGCUUUUGAUCAGCUGCAGAAAGAAAACCUGAUCUUCUAUGAACCCGACCUUACAGAUUGUGGCAUCGACCUCAAAGCAGCCUCAAUGUACUCAGGAAUGUUCACACAGAUCUUGAAAGAGGAAAGCUGCCUGUACCAGGACAUUGUGUUCUGCUUCAUCCAUCUGACCUUUCAAGAGUUUCUGGCUGCUCUUCAUGUCCAUCAGACCUUCAUCAAGUCAGGACUGAACCCCCUGGAUGGAAAACAGGAAACAUCCAGGAUGUCCAAAGGGAUGAAGACAACACCGAAUCUCCACCAUCUCCAUCAGAGAGCUGUGGACGAGGCCUUGAAGAGUCCAAAUGGACACCUGGACUUGUUCCUCCGCUUCCUCCUGGGUCUUUCACUGCAGACCAAUCAGAGUCUCCUUCGAGGUCUGCUGACACAGACAGGAAGUAGCUCACAGACUAAUCAGGAAACAGUCCAGUACAUCAAGAAGAAGCUGAGUGAGAGUAAGAGUCAGUCUGUAGAGAGAAGCAUCAAUCUGUUCCAUUGUCUGAAUGAACUGAAUUAUGGUUCUCUGGUGGACGAGAUCCAACAGUCCCUGAGGUCAGGAAGUCUGUCCACAGACAGACUGUCUCCUGCUCAGUGGUCAGCUCUGGUCUUCAUCUUACUGUCAUCAGAAGAAGAUCUGAAGGAGUUUGACCUGAAGAAGUACUCUGCUUCAGAGGAGGCUCUUCUGAACCUGCUGCCAGUGGUCAAAGCCUCCAACAAAGCUCUGUUGAGCAGCUGUGGUCUGUCAGAGAGAAGCUGUGGAGCUCUGGCCUCAGUUCUCAGCUCUCAGUCCUCCAGUCUGACACAUCUGGACCUGAGUAACAACAACCUGCAGGAUUCCGGAGUGAAGCUGAUUUCUGCUGGACUGAAGAGUCCUCACUGUAAACUGGAAGCUCUCAGUCUGUCAGGGUGUCUGGUCUCAGAGGAAGGCUGUGCUUCUCUGGUCUCAGCUGUGAGAUCCAAGUCCUCCCAUCUGACAGAGCUGGACCUGAGCUACAACCAUCCAGGAGACUCCGGAGUCAAACUACUGUCUGCUGCUGUGGAGGAUCCACACUGCAAACUGGAGACUCUCAGGUAG
This is a messenger RNA of Salarias fasciatus (jewelled blenny), 2697 nucleotides long. RefSeq names its product NLR family CARD domain-containing protein 3-like. The transcript is spliced from 5 exons. Gene Ontology annotation, molecular function: protein binding. The record is from RefSeq and is a predicted model, not a curated record. Bases 229 to 2697 code for a protein of 822 amino acids. NCBI's taxonomy places the organism in Eukaryota, Metazoa, Chordata, Actinopteri, Blenniiformes, Blenniidae.